Acanthopagrus latus (yellowfin seabream) is the source of this 628-nucleotide messenger RNA. It is a transcript of the gene spcs1, whose product is annotated as signal peptidase complex subunit 1. Gene Ontology annotation, cellular component: signal peptidase complex; endoplasmic reticulum membrane. The coding region runs from base 154 to 462 and encodes 102 amino acids. The transcript is spliced from 4 exons. Gene Ontology annotation, biological process: protein targeting to ER. NCBI's taxonomy places the organism in Eukaryota, Metazoa, Chordata, Actinopteri, Spariformes, Sparidae. The record is from RefSeq and is a predicted model, not a curated record.
GAACCUGCACGGCAAACACAAGUUAUGAUACUCGGGAGGAGCCGGAUGGGUCCUUGACAACACGACGUAUCUUUUUGAAACCGGAAGCCAAACAGCCUCCGCUUGCGUCCGCUUGAGCCAAAUUCAGCCUGUUUGUUCAUUUUAAGCGAAAAGAUGUUGUCUAUAUUCAAGAGCAUUCCAACGCACAUGGACUAUAAAGGCCAGAAGCUGGCUGAACAGAUUUUCCAAGGAAUAAUACUCAUCUCAGCAGUGAUUGGAUUCGUGUAUGGUCUGAUCAUUGAACAGUUCGGGUGGACAGUGUACAUAGUCUUGGGUGGUUUUGCAAUUUCCUGUGUGUUGACCCUGCCUCCAUGGCCUAUGUACAGACAGAAUCCUCUAGCCUGGCAGCCAGCUUUACCAGAGAUCAGCGGGGAGCCCAGCCAAAAACCUCAGGAAAGUCUCAAGAAGAAGAAGCACAAAUAACUCAGAACCAUCCCUGCCUGGCUGUUAAUACAUCCUUUUUAUAUUGGAGAUUAUUUUGAAUUUUGUCCCACAGGUCACAUUUGAAGCAUUCUUGAAGAAAACACCAUUACAGUGUUUGAUCAGUCAUUAAAUACUUGUGUCCAAAUAAUAAACAUCUGAUACUGUC